AUGGCUAACAAUGUGACAGUUACCAAAGAGGUUACUAGGCGUACCUUCACCUGCAGUUUCUUCCGUGAGGAUAUAACGCCUCUGAUUCGUUUGAGUACUUCAGUUACUGGGCAUAACUUGGAUGAGUUCAGGAAGACAUAUGGCCAUAUCUUACACAUGUUAACUUCUCGGGUUGAUGAAUGGGCUCUAUACACACUUCUUCAGUUCUACGAUCCUGAGUUACGAUGUUUCACCUUUCUUGAUUACCAACUGGCACCAACCCUUGAAGAAUAUGCUGACAUCCUCAAGAUUAAGGUUCAACAUAGGAUCCCUUUUCCUAAUGGUGGAACCCACGGAUUCUAUGUUAAAUUUCUGAUGAGAAAAGCUGAUGCCCUUGUUAUUGGGAAGAAAUGGAAGGAAUUCAAUGCUCUCUUAGCUGUUAUGAUCUAUGGUUUGGUGUUGUUCCCGAAUAUCCCGAAUUUCGUCGACCUCACUGCCAUUUGCCUCUUUAUGGAUCAAAACCCCGUGCCUACUCUCUUGGCGGAUACUUAUUAUGCUGUUCAUUCCAGGUAUGGGACGAAGGGAGCAGUUGGAGGCUGUUUACCGUUGUUAUACGAGUGGUUCACUUCACACUUGCCUAAAAGUGGACCGUUUGUCACAACAAGGGACUCACAGAAAUGGCCUCAAAGGAUCAUGGGGCUUACGGCAAAUGACAUCGUUUGGUAUCACCUUGGAAAGGGGAUAGAGGAGGUUAUUACUAGAUGUGGUAGUUUUGGCAACGUUCCCCUCAUAGGAACAAAAGGAGUUAUCAAUUACAAUCCGAGGCUAGCGCUGCGCCAGUUAGGUUUUGCGCUAAAGGACAAGCCAUUAGACAAAGAAAUAUUUGAAUCUGUUUGCUUUGAGAAAGGGGCUGAUCCAGUGGGUCUAGAAAAAGUGAGAGCGCCUGGAAUAGUAUUCAUACAGAUGACCGAACUUCCUUAG
Vicia villosa (hairy vetch) is the source of this 960-nucleotide messenger RNA. RefSeq lists its product as uncharacterized. NCBI's taxonomy places the organism in Eukaryota, Viridiplantae, Streptophyta, Magnoliopsida, Fabales, Fabaceae. The coding region runs from base 1 to 960 and encodes 319 amino acids. The transcript has 2 exons. The record is from RefSeq and is a predicted model, not a curated record.